UCCAGCUUCGGACACUGGCUCGCCAUCAGCCACACCUCUCCCCCCUUCUUUGUACGCUACUUUUUUUCUUCCUUCUCUCUCUCUCUCUCUCUCUCUCUCUCUCUGCUUGUUCUAGAUGUGAGAAUCGAAUAAGUGAAAUGAUCAGGCGAUUGUGAUUUCAGGUCAUUACUAGAUGGGUGGAGCUUGUUCUAGGAAGAGGGGCCAACCGGUCAAUGAAGAUGGUGUAAAUAGAGCUGUUUCUGGAAGAUAUUGCAAAAGUGGGAGUUCUAAGUGGUUGGGAAACUCACUUUCUCGACUUUCUGCAGAUAGUGAGAAUGGAAAAGCCAGAUGCCCAUCUUUGAUGGAAUUAUGCAUUUACAAGAUACGCGAGGAUAUUGAUAAAUAUGGUACCUUUACCAUCCUGCCAAGGGAUAUUAGUCAGCAGAUCUUCAAUGAACUAGUGCACUCAGAAUGUCUCAAUGAGGUUUUGCUUGAGGCUUUUCGUGAUUGUGCUCUCCAGGAUCUUGAUUUGGGAGAAUAUCCAGGGUUGGAGGACAGUUGGAUGGAUGUCAUCUCUUCACAGGGACCAUCUUUACUUUCUUUGGAUAUUUCUGGUUCUGGUGUUAGAGACUCUGGGUUGACUUAUCUCAAAAACUGCACAAACCUCCAGGAAUUGAAUUUUAACUACUGUGAUUAUAUUUCAGACCACGGGCUACAACACAUCAGUGGUCUCUCAAACUUGACAACUUUGAGCUUCAGAAGAAACAAUCAGAUUACUGCUCAAGGACUGAGUGUCUUUGCUGGCUUAAAUAACUUGUUGAAGUUGGAUUUAGAGAGAUGUUCAGGGAUCCAUGGUGGACUUGUUCACCUCAAAGGACUAAUGAAGCUUGAAUCUCUUAAUAUAAAAUGUUGCAAUUGCAUAACUGAUGAUGAUAUGAAGACUCUUUGUGGGCUUACCAACUUGAAAGAGUUGCAAAUUUCCUGCAGUAAGGUGUCAGAUUAUGGGGUAUCUUUUCUCAAAGAUUUGCACAAGCUUUCACUAUUGAACAUGGAAGGUUGCCCUAUUACUGGAGCAUGCUUGGAUUCUCUUACAGCACUUCGUGCUCUAUUAUAUUUGAAUCUAAGCAGAUGCAAUUUGUCUGACGAUGGGUGCGAGAAGUUUUCAGGUCUACGAAAUCUUAAAGUACUGAACUUGGGAUUCAAUGAUGUCUCAAAUGCUUGUUUGGUGCACCUGAGAGGCUUAACAAAUUUGGAGAGCUUAAACCUGGACUCAUGCAAGAUUGAUGAUGAGGGCCUGGUUAACUUGACAGGCCUUCAGCGUUUGAGAUGUUUGGAAUUGUCUGACACUGAAGUUGGAAGCAAUGGCCUCCGUCAUCUCUCUGGUUUAACUACUUUGGAGAGCAUAAAUCUGUCCUUCACUUUUGUUACUGACGGUGGUUUACGAAAAUUGUCUGGAUUGUCAUUAAUCAAGUCACUAAAUUUGGAUUCCCGCCAAAUUACUGAUGCUGGACUUGGUGCUCUUACCAGCUUGACUGGUUUGACUCAUUUGGAUCUUUUUGGGGCUCGUAUUACAGAUUCUGGAACAAACCAUCUGCGCAAUUUCAAGAACCUGAGGUCCCUGGAAAUUUGUGGUGGAGGAUUGACUGAUGCUGGGGUGAAGAAUAUCAAAGAUCUUUCAUCUUUGGCAGUGCUAAAUAUUUCACAGAACAGUAGUCUGACUGAUAAAACCUUGGAAAUGAUUUCUGGGUUGACACGGUUGGUUUCUCUAAACGUUUCAAAUUCUCGUAUAUCCAGUGCGGGAUUGCAACAUCUCAAGCCACUUAAGAAUUUGAAAUCACUUACCCUGGAGUCAUGCAAGGUGACUGCAAACGACAUUAAGAAGCUUCAGUCGACUGACCUCCCAAACCUCUUAACCUUUCGGCCUGAAUAGUCCUUCCUCUGGAACGACCAAAUUCAAAUAGCUAGUCGUAAAGGGGAAGAGGGGUGGUUCGGGGGUCUGGCUUUAUUUACAACAGCAAUUCCAAAGCGGGAAGCCAUCUGAUGAAUUGUACAUAAGGGUGACUUGAAGUGGCUUUGAUAAUGGGUUUGAUGGAUGCUAGAAAAUUCUCCGUGCUGCACGUGAAGUUCUCCUGUGGUAUCUAUGCACUGAAUUUGGAGGAAAGUUUAGAUAAGCUUCCUUGGCAUGGAGUGUGGGGUUAAUAUAUGUGUGUGUGUGUGUGUGUGUGCGCGCGCGCAAAAUUAUUGUACAUAUUUGCUGGCACUUUGAUUUCCAGUGGUAGUGGUGUUCCACGAUUCUCCUACUUGGAAGAAGAGUUUCAGGUUCACUACUCAGUUCUUAUACAUUGGUAUGUGUAAAUAAAUGUUCUUGAAGAUACACUAUUAUUAUGCUACAUGAAAACUACGCUAUCUAAUCAAUGCAUGAACCUGGUUGGAUUGUUUCUCGGAUUCA
Diospyros lotus (date-plum) is the source of this 2428-nucleotide messenger RNA. RefSeq lists its product as uncharacterized. Gene Ontology annotation, biological process: SCF-dependent proteasomal ubiquitin-dependent protein catabolic process. Bases 173 to 1909 code for a protein of 578 amino acids. Gene Ontology annotation, cellular component: SCF ubiquitin ligase complex. NCBI's taxonomy places the organism in Eukaryota, Viridiplantae, Streptophyta, Magnoliopsida, Ericales, Ebenaceae. The transcript is spliced from 16 exons. The record is from RefSeq and is a predicted model, not a curated record. Gene Ontology annotation, molecular function: protein binding.